Messenger RNA from Nelumbo nucifera (sacred lotus), 2668 nucleotides. The record is from RefSeq and is a predicted model, not a curated record. NCBI's taxonomy places the organism in Eukaryota, Viridiplantae, Streptophyta, Magnoliopsida, Proteales, Nelumbonaceae.
CUCUAGCCAGAUUGAAACGAUCUUUGUAAAUGGCGACGGAGCUUGGAAAAUUCUAUCUGUACCAUACAUUUCCAAAUCUCCAUCAUUUUCAGAAGGUGAUGAUGUGAGAGGAGGAAAUUCGUGAUGUCUUUCGACGAGGAGGACAAGCAAUGGACUUGUGGCAAAGUUGGUGUGGUCAAUUUGCAAUGUGUAAGUUCCAUUGUUCACGAUAUUCGGGAGCCUUGCCUCCACUCGCCUACAAAGAUUAACAAAAUGCUCAAGCCAGACAAGUGGCAAGCAAUUUUUGAUAGCGAUGGGAGAGUUUAUGAGUUUCAGAAAGCACUUAAGUUGAUUGUUUUGGGGGGUGUAGAUCCAUCUAUAAGGGCAGAAGUUUGGGAAUUUCUUCUAGGUUGUUAUUCACUGGACAGCACUGCAGAGUACAGAAGGCAACUGAGAAUGGCCAGGAGGAGUCGAUACAAGGAUUUACUCAAGCAGUGCCAAGUGAUGCAUUCAAGUGUUGGUACUGGUUCUCUUGCUUACAUUGUGGGGUCAAAAGUGAUGGAUAUGAGGAAGGUAUAUAAAGAUACUGGGGAGAGGGAAGCAGAAGUCAAAAGUAGACAAGCUUCCCAUGAUAGAACUAACAAAAUAGAAAAUUACUGUGAUUGGAAUAAUAACUGUACAGAUACAUCCUAUACAUACCAAAGGGAAUGCGCUAGUGAUUCAUCUGAGUAUACCAGCACUAGGGGAAGCAUAGAAGGUGCAGCAUAUGGAUAUUCACAUCAUUUCUCUUCUUCUGAUCCUUACAAUUUCUAUUCCCUGACUCGAGGAGAAGAAGCAUAUGGAUCAGAAUGCAUAAAUGAGAGUUUUUUUGACUUUCCUCCUUUAUCUUUCACAAAGUUUUUUCAAAAUAGUGACAAUGAUGAUAAAGAAUACUGGGUGCACCAUGAUAGGCUAUCUACAUGCAAUAAGCCGAGAUGUCCAGAUGAAAAUAUGCACACCUUUCAAAUUAGUAAUAAUGUAGAUCUAAUUAUGGAAUCAAAUGGUUCACCAGAAAAUGAUAUUCCACAUUCAAGAAACUCUAAAUGUGGAAAGUUUACAUUGAAUGUACAUGGACAUAAAAUAAAGAGAACAAAGUUUGAAUAUGAAAACAAAAUAGUAAAGGGGCUCAGAAUAUCAGAUGUUCCAGAAACAGAAAUCAUGAGACCAACAACUCAAGGUGGAAGUGUCAGUGAAGACAGAGUUUCUGAAUGGCUUUGGACACUUCACCGAAUAGGUGAUGAAGUCUAUGUUUUUACAGUUGUCGAUGUGGUAAGAACAGACAGUCAUCUUGAAUUUUAUGAGGAUGAGAAGAACAUUGCUAGGAUGUCUGAUAUCCUUGCUGUUUAUGCAUGGGUUGAUCCUGCUACUGGAUAUUGCCAAGGUAUGAGUGACUUGCUAUCUCCUUUUCUUGUCCUCUAUAAUGAUGAUGCAGAUGCAUUUUGGUGCUUUGAGAUGCUAAUAAGAAGAAUGCGGGAAAAUUUUCAGAUGGAAGGUCCAACUGGAGUGAUGAAGAAGUUACAAACAUUAUGGCAUAUCUUGGAACUGACAGACAGGGAAAUGUUUGCACACUUAUCACUAAUAGGGGCUGAAAGCCUUCAUUUUGCCUUCCGGAUGCUGAUGGUGCUUUUCCGUCGGGAGUUGUCCUUCACUGAGGCCCUUUGCAUGUGGGAGAUGAUGUGGGCUGCGGAUUUUGAUGAAUCUGUGGCUCAGGGUUUAGAGGAACAUUGUCUUGAACCAUUGGUGGUACAGAUUUCAAGAGAUCCAGUGUCAGAAACUGGUGAAGCAAUUGCAGAAAACAAAAAUGGAAUUUCAAGCAGUGGUAUACAAUCCAAACAUGCAAAUGUAGAACGAUCCAUGUCUGACAAUAUGGUUAUGAAAUCUGCAUCAAGUCAUUCACUUUGUGGCUUGACUAGGAAUUGUUGGUCAAGGAAUGAUCGCAUGGAGAUCUGCACUGUUAUCUCAUCGUCAAGGAAUGGAGAUGAUGAAUUACCUAUCUUCUGUGUUGCAGCAAUUAUUAUUGUCAAUCGCCAAAAGAUCAAAAAAGAAACCAACUCAAUUGAUGAUAUGAUAAAGAUUUUCAAUGAUAAGAUGUUGAAGAUCAAUGUUAAGAGAUGCAUACAUACAGCCAUUAAACUUCGAAAAAAAUACUUGUGCAAGCUAAUCAAGCAAAAGAGCCCAUCCAGUUCAGAAUAAUGACUAAGAGCAACACAUGGCCAUGUGUUGAUACAAAGAUAUCCCUGUCAGAGAAUCAUUGAGUUGAUGCAGAAUAAUAGAAGCUUCUGAAGUCAUGUUCAAUAUAAUUCAUCUACAUUGUUUAUUUUGGAGGAUAUGAAAGCAAAAGAAUUUACAGAACAUGAAGAUAUACCCAGCUAUUUGAUCCAUCAAUUUCUCUAUCAACCCUUCAUGCAAGGGGGAGAGUCCUUCAAUUACUAGAUUCCUUCAACAAGGCUACUGUGUGCACGGAUGAAGUCUUUAAAGUGAGAGUACUCUAUUCUCUAUUUUUCUGGAAGAAUAAUCAAGUGCAUGUUUUGAAAAUUUAAAGAACAAUCAAGGGCGUUUUUGUCCUUUAAUGUUUUUCUGUCAAUCUUAACAAUUAAAUCUUUAACAAGGUAUUUUUAAGUAGUUUUGGAAACCACAGAUUAUAUUUAAG